AUGCUCUCCAUCCAAACCGAGAUCCUCUCCUCCCUCAACCUCCCCUGCCGCAUCCUCGAAAUGCCCACCGCCGACCUCGGCGCCAGCGCCGCCCGCAAACAGGACAUUGAAGCCCUCUUCCCCUCGCGCAUGAACCCAGCUGCUGCAGCAGACACCAGCGGCUGGGGCGAAGUCACGUCCGCCUCGAUCUGCACGGACUACCAGAGCCGCCGGCUGGGGACGCGCGUGCGCACGGCGUCCGCGGCACGGUUUCCGCACACGGUCAAUGGCACGGCGGUGGCGGUGCCGCGGGUGCUGGCGGCGAUACUGGAGAACGGGUGGGAUGAGAAGAGGGGAGGGGUGGUGGUGCCGGAGGUGCUGAGGGAUUGGAUGGGGAUGGAGAUGAUUGGGGGUAGGGAGGUUUGA
Uncinocarpus reesii 1704 is the source of this 405-nucleotide messenger RNA. RefSeq lists its product as uncharacterized. Bases 1 to 405 code for a protein of 134 amino acids. NCBI's taxonomy places the organism in Eukaryota, Fungi, Ascomycota, Eurotiomycetes, Onygenales, Onygenaceae. The record is from RefSeq and is a predicted model, not a curated record. Gene Ontology annotation, biological process: mitochondrial seryl-tRNA aminoacylation. Gene Ontology annotation, molecular function: ATP binding; tRNA binding; serine-tRNA ligase activity. Gene Ontology annotation, cellular component: mitochondrion. The transcript has a single exon.